This is a messenger RNA of Camelina sativa (false flax), 736 nucleotides long. RefSeq names its product thioredoxin H8. NCBI's taxonomy places the organism in Eukaryota, Viridiplantae, Streptophyta, Magnoliopsida, Brassicales, Brassicaceae. The record is from RefSeq and is a predicted model, not a curated record.
GCUUCAUUCUCUACUCAAAAACACUUUGCUUCUAGAAACAGGCAAUAAUGGGUGCUAACGUUUCUUCUCCAGACCAGAAGUUCCAUCAGGUAACUCACUUGCGUUCCAUGAAGCCAUCAUGGACACCUCAACCUGAGAGUACUUAUCCUUUCAAAGCCAACAGUCCAGCUGGUAUUGUGGAGAUAAAAAACAAGAAUCAGUGGAAAUCUCGGCUCAACGCUCUCAAAGAUACCAACAAGCUGCUGGUGAUCGAGUUCACAGCCAAAUGGUGCGGACCGUGUAAAUCCCUUGAACCAAAGCUUGAAGAGUUGGCAGCUAAGUACACUGAUGUUGAGUUCGUGAAGAUUGAUGUCGAUGUGUUAAUGAGCGUGUGGAUGGAGUACAACCUUAACGCUUUGCCUGCGAUUGUAUUCAUGAAGAGAGGCAGAGAACUAGACAGGGUUGUGGGUGUGAAGGUUGAUGAGAUAGAGAGGAAGCUCCACAAGUACACUCAAUCCUUCUGAUGAAACUAUGAAGCUUUCUAAUUACGUACACGCCAAACAAAACUCCUCAUCACCUUGUGCCAAGAAUAAAUAGUAUACUACUAUAUAUAAAUAACUAGGUAACAACCCGCACUAUAUGCAGGAUAAAUCUAUACAAAUAAUAUGAGUGUUAUAAAUAAAGUUAUUAUCGAAAAUCUAAAAUUUGUUAGUGUAAUAACCAAAUAUAUAACCCGUGAGAUUAUGUUUAGAUCAAA